Molecule: messenger RNA, 1989 nt
Organism: Leguminivora glycinivorella
Lineage: Eukaryota; Metazoa; Arthropoda; Insecta; Lepidoptera; Tortricidae
Product: uridine phosphorylase 1
Exons: 9
Coding region: 142-1308 (388 amino acids)
Biological process (GO): uridine catabolic process; nucleotide catabolic process
Cellular component (GO): cytoplasm; cytosol
Molecular function (GO): uridine phosphorylase activity
Source: RefSeq, a predicted model, not a curated record
UGUCGCUAGUGCGGACGUCACGCCACUCGCGGACUAUUCUCCUCUCGAAACUUGACUUAGCACAACGUGUUUUGUGAUUUAAAUUGUGUUUAUUAAUUGUUAAUAUUGUGUUCUGUGAAAUUACUGAAUUAUAGUUGAAACAUGCCGUGUAACUGCGAGGUGUUGGUGGAGCCGGCGGGCGCGCGCCUGCACCACGCCAGCUGCGAGUACAGACUGCACGGCGCCAACGGGCACGCUAAACACACGCCGCACAGAAAAGUGUACGAUGAAGAGUAUAUGCCCUCCGAUGACGAUGACGAAGGAACUAGGAGCACCAUUAGAUACCCAGAUGGCACGGUGCGGCUCCGGAACCCCAACAUCGAGCUCAUGGACCAGGACAUCCUGUACCACCUGGCGCUCGGCAGCGGCUCCCACGACCUGGUCGAGAUGUUCGGCGACGUUAAGUUCGUCUGCAUGGGGGGUACGCCGAAGCGCAUGGAGCAGUUCGCGUACCACAUAAUGGCGGAGAUCGGGCACAAGCUGCCGUGCGGCACCACCCUGCAGGACAUCAGCCAGUUCUCCUACCGCUACUCCAUGUUCAAAGUGGGCCCCGUGCUGUCCAUCAGUCACGGCAUGGGCAUCCCAUCAGUGGGCAUCCUGCUCCACGAGGUGAUCAAGCUGAUGUACCACGCCAAGGUCCGGGACCCGGUGUUUUUCCGGAUCGGGACUUGCGGCGGCGUCGGCUAUGAGGGGGGCACUGUAGUCAUCUCUGAUGAGGCGGUUGAUGGUGCGCUGAAAAAUGCUCUGGAACUGACGGUGCUGGGCAACACAGUUUCACGGCCGGCCAAGUUGGACCGGCGGCUGGCGCGCGAGCUGCGCGCCCUCGCUGACCCGGAGGACCCGUACGAUACCGUCACCGGCAAGACCAUGUGCACCUACGACUUCUACGAGGGUCAAGGUCGACUUGACGGUGCAUUCUGCGACUUCACCGAAGCAGACAAGAUGGAGUAUCUAGAGCGGCUCCACAAGGCUGGUGUGGUGAACAUCGAGAUGGAGUCCCUGGCGUUCGCGGCGCUCACGCACCACGCCGGCGUCAAGGCGGCCGUCGUGUGCGUCACGCUGCUCGACCGGCUCAAGGGCGACCAGGUACUUGCCCCCAAGGAAGUUUUGGACGAGUGGCAACAGAGGCCGACCAAGCUUGUCUGCCGCUACAUUAAGAGGUACCUGCAGAUGAAGGGCCGCCUGUCGCUGGACGGGCACGGCUCCGUGUCCGUGAAGAGCCCGCGCCGGUUCAAGCUCGUGCAGCAGGAGUCCGAGACCUACGACUAAACUGCAGCAGCUGACUCUUCAGUCGACUGACCUAACCUACCCCAGGUCGACUAAGCUGUGCCAGCGUUGAGGUAACCAAGGGUCGGUUGCACCAAACCGUUUAAGAGUAUCGAAGUAUCAUCGCGUUGAUAAGUGAAUUAACAGUUGCUGGUGCAACUGCCCCUAAGGCAGUUGUGGCCCGUCGUGUUGCUACGUUUAAAGUUACAGCCGUGGCACCAGGAGACUAAACUAACAGAACAGAAUCGCAAGGAAAUGCUGACCGCUUAUCGAGGACCUUAGUACCUACACUUUACAUGGAGUAAGAUGAGGGUAGCUUGCAGCAAUUAGAAAAUAUUUUUGUUUAUAAAACUAAAAUUUGAGAAUUUAAAUAAAACGGAACUACGAGGUAUUGGAGAAAAAAUAUGAACUUUAGUUACACGGAAAUGUAUGAAUGUUCAAGCUGCUGUUCUGAGUAGUUCAGUUUUCUGUGGUCGCCUGAAGUAUCUGGGAAGUUAGCGGAAACUUGCAUAUGCUUAUGUAACGUGUAUGGUGCCAACCGCGACGAUUACGCUAUUAUUCAAGGCACUAAUAAGCUCAUUUGACUAAACGGGAAAACUGCUUUAAUUCUAAGCGAAUACGAAGCUAUUCGUGUAUCAUCGGUUAAACUGUAUUCUUUUUGGUCAAGUGACGUUUUUAGCUGAA